This is a messenger RNA of Triplophysa rosa, 1689 nucleotides long. It is a transcript of the gene smim18, whose product is annotated as small integral membrane protein 18. The transcript has 2 exons. Bases 130 to 342 code for a protein of 70 amino acids. The record is from RefSeq and is a predicted model, not a curated record. Lineage: Eukaryota; Metazoa; Chordata; Actinopteri; Cypriniformes; Nemacheilidae.
AGAUAAGGUGGGGCAAAGAGAGAGAGGGAGAGCGAGCGGCAAUGAGAAAGACAACACAGAGAAGCGAAAAGCAAGGGAAGAUAAAAGAGAGGGUGGCUGCUGCAUCAACCUGCAUCCCAGAUACUCAGUAUGAACAUGUCCAGCAGUUCUGCUAUGAUCCAGCAAAUCUAUCCCUUCCAUGAUGGCUGGAACAUUGCCUGCUUCAUCAUCAUACUUCUCUUCAUCCUCACCAUCCUCUCCCUCGCCACGCUGGCGUUCCUCUAUGAACUUCUGGACUGCGGAUGCUUCAGCAAGACCAAAACAGUCCGUGAUCUGCGACGCCGGCCAGAAGAGGUGGUUUAGCUGUAACCACGGUGACAGUUACCAUAGGUAACUGUUACCAUAGGAACCGCAGAAGUAAAUUGGUCGAAAAAUAGCAGAUUUGGACAGGGCUCUUUGCCUAAUCUAAUUUCCUUUAAAAACGCACUGCACAUGUAUAAAAGCAAUCCACCCCAACACGAUCCGACAGCAAUAGAUGGAACCGAUCUGUAAAUAUAAGAUUUUAUUCAAAAAAAGGGAGGAACUUGCUUGUGUGUUUCUGUGCAUGUCAAUGUGUCCUCUAUAUAUGAUCUGCAUUCAGUAUUCCAGUAAUAUUGUGUGAUGACUAUAUAACACUGUUAAAUUGAUGUGUUUCCAUGAAAAAUUCCCUUUGUGUGGGAUGACAAACAGUUUACAUGUCAGUAUUGUGGAAUUCAUAAGCUACAUAUAUGAUUCAACUCCAUAUGAUUCAAAUAUUCACACCCUGUGGUUAGGGUAAAGAGAAUUUGUAUAUGUAUGUUUAUAAUCACUGUUAGGCAAGUUCAAAUGUGGUAAAAACUGUUAUAUAUCUUCAAGCACACUGACGGCCAAUUGAUGCAUCUUUGUAAAUGCCUUAAAAUGUGUAUUUAAAAUUAUAUGACAAAAAUCAAACAAGCACAAUGAGGUGUGGUUUCCAUUAGAAUCAAGAUCUGAGAUCUCAUUAUAUGAGGAAUCAAACUUUUCUGCACCCUCACUACAGUCAAUGUGUUCAGCAUCACUAUACAUCUUUGCUAACAAGUUUUAAACAAACACUUCUCUGGAAAAUGACAUUAGACUGUAAUUUACUCACCCUCGUGUAGGGGUGUAACAAUACUUCGUAUUACGAUAUUUCGCGAUGCAAAAAUGUUACGAUGCGCAUCGUAGAGAGAUGGGGAUAUUUUACGAUAUGUUUAAUUCUAUUCGUUCAGCGGUCAAGACGCGGCCUACUCUGCGCCAGCGCGUCACGUGUGCUUAUCUCACAUAUGCGGUAGAGAGAGAAGCACAAUCUGUGUCUCCAAGUGGUUUACUUUUUUCCUUCACAAUCGCCGUUCAAACACAGCAAACUUGAAGCCUGACUGCAGGCGAGUCACCCCAAAACUCAUUACAAAGGCAGCACAAACGUUUUUAAAUGCCAAUGUUAAUUUAUCCGCUAACGUGAGCUGCUGCAUAACGUGAUAUGCAACAUAAAGUAAGCCAAAAGAAACCAGCACUGUUCCGAUCAGAGAAGCGAUGAAGUGAGUCGUACUGUAUAUUAAAAGAUCGAAUGACAUGCUAAAAAACAAGCAUGUGAUUUGCAGGAUUGAAGAAAUGUAAUACAGUUUAUGUAAUAUGUCUUUUUGAUAUGGAAGCAUAUUGGUUGCAAUAUUCAAUUUG